AUGAAUCCCAAUGAAGUCAACCCUGUUGAUUUCCUUCUGGUGGUGAUCACAGGGGAAGACAUGUGUAUUUAUAUCUGUGUGACAAAAUUUCACAAAGUGCUGCCUGUACCUGAACACAUGUCAACCAGAGGCAGUGUGAAACCCUUUGUGCACUUCAAUGCAAAGCAAGAUGCAGAACUUUUGCGGAAGGCCAUGAAAGGGAUUGGUACUGAUGAAGAUACCAUCCUCAUGUUAUUGAUGGCUCGCUCGAAUGACCAGAGACAGGAAAUUAAAGCAGCCUAUAAAAAAGCUCAUGGGAAGGAUCUUGUAAAAGACUUGCGCUCAGAACUUGGAGGGAAGUUGGAGGAUCUUAUUGUUGCCCUUAUGUCUCCACCCACAAUAUAUGAUGCUUAUAAACUUCAUAAGGCCAUCAAGGGAGCAGGUACGGAGGACAAAGUUUUAAUUGAGAUCCUGGCCUCCAGGACAUGUAAUGAGAUAAAAGAUAUCGUCAAGAUGUACAAGAAAGAACAUGGAGGCAAGCUGGAGAAAGACGUCAUGGGAGAUACGUCAAGACAUUACCAGAGGUUGCUGGUGAUACUCAUACAGGCAAACAGGGAGGAGGGAGUGGAUGAGACCAGAGUGGAAAAAGAUGCCAAGGAGCUGUUUGCUGCUGGAGAGGAGAAAUUUGGCACAGACGAGGACAAGUUCAUCAAUAUACUCGGCAACAGAAGUGCAGAACACCUGAGGAAAGUGUUUGAUGCCUACAAAAAGAUCGCCGGCUGUGACAUUGAGGAGAGCAUAAAAGAUGAGUGCACUGGCAACCUGAAAGCAUUGCUCCUGGCUGUGGUGAAGUGUGCAAAAAGCAUGCCGGCUUAUUUUGCUGAAUCCCUUCGAGAGUCCAUGAGGUGUGCCGGCACUGAUGAUGAAACACUUAUAAGAAUCAUGGUGUCCAGAAGUGAACAGGAUAUGCUGGACAUCAGAGCGCAGUACAAGAAGAUGUAUGGAGAAUCACUCUACAGCACCAUACAGGAAGACACCGCUGGAGAUUACCAGAAGGCCCUGCUUUACCUGUGCGGUGGUAAUGAUUAG
Molecule: messenger RNA, 1068 nt
Organism: Xyrauchen texanus (razorback sucker)
Lineage: Eukaryota; Metazoa; Chordata; Actinopteri; Cypriniformes; Catostomidae
Product: annexin A5-like
Exons: 13
Coding region: 1-1068 (355 amino acids)
Biological process (GO): negative regulation of coagulation
Cellular component (GO): cytoplasm
Molecular function (GO): calcium ion binding; calcium-dependent phospholipid binding
Source: RefSeq, a predicted model, not a curated record